Molecule: messenger RNA, 2649 nt
Organism: Colletotrichum destructivum
Lineage: Eukaryota; Fungi; Ascomycota; Sordariomycetes; Glomerellales; Glomerellaceae
Product: Putative HRDC domain, 3'-5' exonuclease domain, HRDC-like superfamily, ribonuclease H superfamily
Exons: 5
Coding region: 1-2649 (882 amino acids)
Biological process (GO): exonucleolytic trimming to generate mature 3'-end of 5.8S rRNA from tricistronic rRNA transcript (SSU-rRNA, 5.8S rRNA, LSU-rRNA); nuclear polyadenylation-dependent CUT catabolic process; TRAMP-dependent tRNA surveillance pathway
Cellular component (GO): nuclear exosome (RNase complex); nucleolus
Molecular function (GO): nucleotide binding; 3'-5'-RNA exonuclease activity; single-stranded RNA binding
Source: RefSeq, a predicted model, not a curated record
AUGACGUCCCCCCAGGACUUCAAGUCCCUCCAGGACAAUGUCCAGGCUGCACUCGUCGCCACCGUCAAGUCGGUCAAUCGCGUUUCCGCCCAAGAUCUGCCUUUCCUGCGCGCUGUCGAUCCCAGCGUCGGCGAGGACCUCGACGCCAAAACCACCCGCAUCCUCGAGCUGUCGACAACCCUUCUCAAGUCCGCCGCCGACGUAUGCGGCCUCAAUGCGCCCGAUCUCGAAGAUACCGACGACAUUGACAUGCGAUGGCGGAGCAUCGUCGACAUUGUCGAUUCCGUUCUCGAGAAGGCCGACACUUCCAUCGACGAAUAUACCGGAGCUCUGAAGAGGAAGGAUGCGCCCGCCGCCGAUGCCGCUCCUCAGGCCAAAAAGCCCAAAACAACCGGGACCGUUGUCCGCAGUGCGAACAUCACGAAACCUCAGCUCCAUUUUGCUCAGUUGGUCGACAACAAUGCCCCGUGGAAGCCCGUCAUCACCAAGAAGCCCCACGCCAAGGUCCCACUCGAGGAGAGCCUGGUAACCGUCGAAACGGACGAUGGCUUUGUUCAGUACAAGCAUCCCUAUGAAGCCGAGAUCAUCGAGGCGAAAUAUCCCAACAGAGUCUACGAGCAAGCCGAGCCGAUCCCCUGGCAACCUGUCGAAACCACCGAAGCCACCUUCGUCGAUACCUACGAGGGCGUGUUGGACAUGUUGGAGGACUUAAAGAAGGCGAAGGAAAUCGCCGUCGACUUGGAACAUCACGAUUUCAGGACUUACGUCGGACUUACGUCUCUCAUGCAGAUCAGCACAAGGGAAAAGGACUGGAUCGUCGAUACUUUGAAGCCUUGGAGAGGCCAGCUUGAAGUGCUCAACGAAGUCUUUGCCGAUCCUAGCAUCAUCAAGGUCUUUCACGGCGCAUUCAUGGACAUGGUAUGGCUGCAGCGCGAUCUCGGACUGUACGUGAACGGUCUCUUCGACACGGGCAUGGCAUGCGAGGUGCUGCACUAUCCGCAAAAGAGCUUGGCCUUUUUGCUCAAGAAGUUUGUCAACUUUGACGCCGACAAGAAGUACCAGUUGGCCGACUGGAGAGUGCGUCCCCUGUCCGAGGAAAUGCUCUACUACGCCCGUUCCGACACGCAUUACCUCCUUUACAUUUACGACAAGAUGCGCAAUGAGCUCGUGAUGAAGUCGGACCGUGGCAACCCCGGCAGCGACUAUAUUGAGGCGGCCCUCCAAAAAUCCAAGACUCUUUCCUUGAGCCGGUACGGAGGUGAAACAUUCAAUCCUAAGACCGGAAAGGGCAGUAAGGGCUGGUACAACACCCUCCUCAAGCACCCAAUGCCCUUCUCAGGCCAGCAAUUUGCUGUUUACAGGGCUAUCUGGGCUUGGCGAGACGAGGUGGCCCGGAGAGAAGACGAGAGCACUCCGUUCGUCCUGCCCAAUGGCAUCAUCGGCGACAUCGCAAAACACAUGCCUCCCGACGCGAAAGCCCUCCACGCUCUCAUCCCGAAUCAUGCCUUCCUCGCAAAGCGGAACGUGACGGAAAUAUGGAAACGCUACCAAGAAGCGAGGGAACGGGGCGUCAACGAGCCGCGGCUGCUCGACUUCUUCAAGUCAGAACUUCCCAAGGUUGCGGCCAAGCCUUUGGCGGAAGUCGCAAGCGAGGAUGCUGUUGAUGCUGCCCUUGAGCCCGUCCAGCUGGCGCAGUCUCAGUUGUUCGGUGGCAUGCCCCUGAGCUCAGCCUGGGAAGCGGUGUCUUCUGCGGCCAACGGCCUCGGUGAGUACGUCAUGCUCCCUUGGCAGAAGUUUGUGCAGGAUGCGAAAACCGUCGAGGUAUCUGCUCAGGAGGACGUGACCAUGGAGGGAGGCAUCGAGACCGAAGCCGAGGCGGCGGCCGCCGCUGCUGCUGCUGCUGCUGCUCAGCCCGAGGCGCCUGAGCCGGAGGAGGAAUUCACCCUCAAGACAGGCACCAAGAGAAAGGCCCCGGUAGAGGACGUUUCCGAUGGCAGUGACGAAUCGGACUCGGACGAGGGCUCCAUCGACAUAGUCUUGGAGAGGCCAGAGUCAGAGAAGAAGUCGGGCAAGAAGGGCAAGCUCAGCGCCAGCGAGCGCAAGGCAAAGGUGGCGUCAACAAGGGCCGACAAGAUCACACGCUACACGGAGGAAUUAGAAAAGGCCCAGGCUGAGGUCGAGCGUCUGACCAAGGAGCGGGCCAAUGCCACGCAGCUGGAGGAGGCUCAGGGCAUCGCUGCAGAAAAGCAGGAGAAACUGGAGAGAUACCGAUCAGCGCUCGACAAUCGCAAGACCAGGGCCGAACGCAAGAAGGCAAAGAAGGCAGAAAAGGCCAAGAAGGAAGCGGAGAAGGAGGUCAAGGAGGCGGCAAAGAAGGCGAAGAAGGCUGCGAAGAAGGCCGCGAAGGAGGCCAAGAAGGUCGAGGAGGAGGCUGCCGCCGUGGACUCGAGUGACAACGACGAAGAGGAGGAGACGUUCGACUACAGCAAGGCGACGUCAGUGCUCCACGCGAACCGGACGGGCAACCGCGGCAAGGCGCACGUCAAGCCGACGUUCGACCCGUACUCGAAGACGGGCAACGACCCACUCAAGGGUGCGAGGAAGGCAGUGCCCCCAAGAGGAGAGAGGAGCGCCACCUUCAAGAAAUGA